This is a messenger RNA of Haplochromis burtoni (Burton's mouthbrooder), 4073 nucleotides long. RefSeq names its product cytochrome P450 2U1 (gene cyp2u1). The transcript has 5 exons. Gene Ontology annotation, molecular function: oxidoreductase activity, acting on paired donors, with incorporation or reduction of molecular oxygen, reduced flavin or flavoprotein as one donor, and incorporation of one atom of oxygen; heme binding; iron ion binding. NCBI's taxonomy places the organism in Eukaryota, Metazoa, Chordata, Actinopteri, Cichliformes, Cichlidae. Gene Ontology annotation, cellular component: cytoplasm; intracellular membrane-bounded organelle. The record is from RefSeq and is a predicted model, not a curated record. Bases 142 to 1719 code for a protein of 525 amino acids. Gene Ontology annotation, biological process: xenobiotic metabolic process.
CUUGGCCUGCCACAACAACACAGGAAGAGCGUGAGCGUCUGUCUGUAAAACAAAUAAAUAGCAGCUUCGCGGUGUCCGAGUGCUCAGUCCUGGACAUGUAUUAUCAACUAACAGCUUUGAGUUAAUUUGAAUGCUGAAGUCAUGAUUUCGCUCUCAGGCCUGAACGACUCCUUGCUGUUAAACGCAAACGUUGCGGCUUUAAUAAUAAUCGCGUUGGCGCUGGUUGCUCUUUAUCAAAAACAGCGGAAUUUAAGAUAUAAAAACAUUCCGCCAGGUCCGAAGCCAUGGCCAGUGGUCGGAAACUUCGGCGGCUUUCUCGUACCCUCUGGUAUCCUCAGGAAACGGAUCAUAAACCCCACUGACGGUCUGGCAGAAUUGGCUAAAGUUUAUGGUAACAUAUACAGCCUUUUUGUAGGGAGUCAACUUAUCGUGGUGCUCAAUGGCUAUGAAGCGGUCAGGGAUGCCCUCUCAAACCAUCCGGAGGUGUUCUCCGACAGGCCAGACAUCCCUACCGUCACUAUCCUGACUAAACGCAAAGGGAUCGUCUUUGCACCUUACGGGUCAGUAUGGCGAAAGCAGCGCAAGUUCUGCCACACCACACUCCGCAGCUUUGGUCUGGGGAAGCUAAGUCUGGAGCCUUGCAUUAAGGAAGGCCUUGCUACAAUCAAAACAGAGCUGCUGCGGCUGAAUGAGGAGUGUGGUGGCGCUGGUGUGGACCCGAGUCCACUAAUUGGCAACGCUGUGUCAAACGUCAUCUGCACACUGAUCCUGGGUCAGCGCUUCCACCACGAGGAUCGCGAGUUCCGCACCAUGCUGGACCUGAUGGCGCGAGGACUGGAGAUCUGCAUGAACAGCCCGGCAGUCCUCAUCAACGUUUUCCCGCUGCUCUACUGGUUGCCUUUUGGAGUUUUCAGAGAGUUGCGUCAGGUGGAAAGAGACAUCACCGUGUUUCUUAAGAGGAUUAUUACAAAGCACCGUGCAACACUAGAUGCCGACAAUCCAAGGGAUCUCACAGACAUGUACUUGAUGGAGAUGCUGGCCCAGCAAGAUGCUAGAGAGGAGGACAGCAGCUUCACAGAGGAUUAUCUCUUUUAUAUCAUAGGAGACCUCUUCAUUGCUGGCACUGACACCACCACCAAUUCGGUUUUGUGGACUCUGCUUUAUAUGGUCAUAUACCCUGAUAUCCAAGACAAGGUCCAUGCAGAGAUUGAUGAAGUAGUGGGCAAAGAUCGGGUGCCGUCUCUGACUGAUAAGGGAAGUUUGCCUUUUACUGAAGCCACCAUUAUGGAAGUGCAGAGAAUGACUGUGGCAGUUCCCCUGGCUAUUCCUCACAUGGCCUCACAAACAACAGAGUUUAGAGGCUACACUAUUCCUAAAGGGACUGUCAUUUUGCCCAACCUGUGGUCUGUCCAUAGAGAUCCCACUGUGUGGGAUGAUGCAGACAGUUUUAACCCAGAACGCUUCUUGGACAAUGAGGGAAAGCUGCUCAGGAAAGAGUGCUUCAUACCAUUUGGGAUUGGUCGCAGGGUAUGCAUGGGUGAACAGCUGGCAAAGAUGGAGCUGUUUCUGACGGUCACCAGCUUACUGCAGGCCUUCAAAUUCAGGCUCCCAGAGGGAAAGCGUCCACCUCCCCUGCACGGACGGUUCGGACUGACACUAGCACCUUGCCCAUUCACUGUGUGCGUGACUGCUCGCAACAGUGAAACUGACGUCCUGUAACAAGGAAACUCUGAUGAAGGACUUCACAAAAAGUAGAAAAUAUUUUGAUCUUAUUCUCCUGGAGAGAUCUAAAUAUAUAGGAAGUUUAUAGACACAUUUUUUUAUUAGAGAAGGGUGCUCCUGUUUGACUGAAAUCCCAGAUAAUUUAUUUUUUCAUUACCAUCUGGAUUAUGUGGAUGAUUUAAGCUGCUGCUGAGUGAACAGAAAUUUGAAAAGUAAUAACUGAUAUUGAGACUGCAGUACUAAGUGAUGGCUUAUCUCAUUUAAAAAAAAAAAAUUUAAAUAAGGUCAGUGUUGCGAGAUGACUCUAAUUUUAAAAGUCAUAAGAUAAUAACUGUAUUAAUAUUUAUCCUUUUAUUGUAUGAUUUGCUUUGCAUCAUAGAAAUUAGCAAGCAUAAAGCAAUGUGCAAAAGUCUUGAGCCACCCCCCAUUUCAUUAUAUUUUGGUAGGGAAAUGGAUGCAAAGAUUUAAUUAGAGGUGUAAAAAGAAAGUACAUGGAACAGCUGUUUAUAUGUAAUAAUGUAAUAUGUACAAUUCUAGCAUCCUUGAAAGUCAAUAAUUGACAGGACCACAUUUAUUCUUCAACACAGUCUGAACUCUUAGGCAGCUUUCUUGUUAUUUCUUUAAGUAGUCUUCACCAGUCUUCUCCAGGCUCCUUGAACGACAUCCAGAGCUCUUCUUUGGAUGUUUUUGCCUUUUGUUCCAUUCUCUGUAAAGUUGUACAUCUCUUUUGACAACCUCAUAUUGGUGAUGGUUUGAACUAAUUAUUUCAAAUUUGUUACCACUGAUUUUCAGUCCAGUUCUUGUGUGAUUUGGCAUACGUGAGCCUAUUUCCUUUGUUUCUAUUUCAUAAGAAUGGCUUCUCGACAACCAGCUUUCCACUGACAACAUUUCUGAUGAAACUAUGGCAAACAGUGGAUGAAAUAUGAUGUGCCGCAUCCAUCUCUUCUGUGUCAGGUCUUAGCUGGAUUUGUUUCCUGUUUCUUAAAAACAUGACUUUCAGAUACUAUUCAUCAGAUGUUUUUAGACCUGCUGCUUUAUUUGUUUGUUUGUCCUCAGCGUGUUCAUUUUCCUUAUUUUUUUUUUUUUUAAGAAUACACUGCACGCCAUGCCACGAUAUGUCAAGUUUUAAGCUAAUGGCUCUUUGGGAAUCACCUUAUUGAUGGAAAAUACUAUUUCUAAUGUCUGUCAAACUCUUUUACCUUUUCCAUUUUUCAUAGAUUCAGCUAAAGAAAUGGGAAAAAAAUAUGUAUUGUUACUAACAGUGCCUAAACUUAGGAGAGAACCAAUUUAAAAUGUAUUUUUAAUAAGUCGUCUAUUACAUGUAGCUAUAACACUGGUUCGUUGAAUAAGUUAGAUGCUGGUUUUUUUUUUUUUAUCAUUUAAUGAUACAUAGGUGAGUGUUAGGUGGCUUAACAAAAAUAGAAAAACACACACACAUUCCACUGAAAAAGGUCGGGUAUAAGGACUGUUUGUUCGACAACCACAAACUCUGGACUCAGGAAAACACAAUGUGAGAGUUCAUUACACAUUAAAUUGCUAGCUGGUGCCUUCUUCUUCGUUUGCAUAAAUUGAGAAAUUUCACCCAUAAACUGAUAAACAACAUGUAGAAAUUAGGAAUGAAUGAUACAGACCGAGAUCGUUUCUAAUGUAAUCAAACCCAGAAGAUGGCAGUAGUACAACUCCACGAUUGCAAGCGGAACCGGCUGUGAUCACGUGACCGCCAGCACUUCCGCUUACCGCACAUCUCUUUGGAAGGAUGCGUUAACACAGUCGCCAUAUUAGUCAGGGACAAUUGCUAUUACUGAUUAACACAAUAUAAUUUUCAAUAUUUGUUUUCUGACAUAGCUUUAAUUAAAAUACACAAUUUAUUUUUAUGGCAUAAUGCAGCUUUAAACUGAGGCACGUUUCUACCAAGAAAACAUCCCUAUUUUUUUUUUAUCUUGAAUUAAUAUAGUUGAAAUUUAAGUCAAAAGUUUAAAAUUUUAUGUAAAAAUUUCGAUUUACAAAAUUCCUUGGAAUUACAGGGUCUCUAGCUAGUUGAAUAGGAUACCUAAUUCGAAAUUUUGAGUCAUUAACUCGCAAUUUCCGAAUUAAGUUGGGAAAUAAUUAACAAAAAAAUAACAAAUAGAAAAAAAUAAAUAAAAAUGAAUGGCGGACUGGCAGUUUUGGGUGAGUGCGUGUGUGUCACUUAACAGAAAUGAUCGUUACUUACUGUAAAGGGUUACUCACCCUAAUAAAUCUAAUUGAAGACUAAAAUGUGCUUAGAUACUCUAUAGACCUGUGAAAUGUAUUAACUGUUGCUUAGGUUUCGCAUUUCUUUUUUUUAUUUAAAAAAAACAAAACAACAACCA